This is a messenger RNA of Racocetra fulgida, 366 nucleotides long. The record is from the annotation of a GenBank genome assembly. NCBI's taxonomy places the organism in Eukaryota, Fungi, Glomeromycota, Glomeromycetes, Diversisporales, Gigasporaceae.
UUAAAACCCGAAGAACUACAAAAACAACAAGCUACAUUACCAGCAAUGCUCAAAUCUAAUACUAAUACUCCACAUAAAGGUGAAAGACAAAAAGAAAUAGUCAAAGGAGUUAUUAAAUGGAUUUUUCUGGAUAAUGAACCUUUAUCACAACAAAAAAGGUUAAAAAAAGCCCAAAUAAGAGGAAUGAAAAGAGAUAUAUUAUUAUCUUUUAGCCCAGUUCAUGCUGAAGCCUAUACUGAAGUUUACUUUAACAAUAAAAAGGUUGGUGAAAUUGAUGAUGAAAGUAAUACAGAAUCAGAAAAACAAUUAAAUAUAAAUAUUAUUCCUAAGCCCCUUCGUCUAAUUAAAGACUGUUCUACACAGUAG